CAAAGCUUCAAUUUGAUCGGAAAUAUUUUAAGGCCUUCAAACUUGAGCCUUAAAUGAGGACAGGUCGGGACACUGAUUCGAAGGAAAGAAGCAAACUUUUAAGAAUGGAGAUACUCGUACCAGUCAUUCUCCUGUCGCUAUGGAAACAUGGGCAAGCACAGUCUUGUCAGGCAACAGCAUACUCUCAGUUCAAUCACAAAAUCCAGGGUCACGUGAUCAAAACCCAUUCUGCAGUGAAAUCAAGCCUCCAGUGUACAGAAAAGUGUGAACUGCAUGCAGAUUGCUACAGCAUUAACUACUGCUUCAGUCAAGGGGUCUGUGAGCUGAAUAACGCUAAUCACUUGACUAACCCCGAAAGUCUGGUCUACUCGGCUGGCUGUCAUUACUUGAAUUACAUUUUACGAGCUGUGCCGAUAUGCAGUAACAAACUGUGCUCCUAUCCUCUCGUGUGUAAGGUCGACAAUAACGAGCAAGGCCACAAGUGUGUUCCGUGUGAAGAUGUAAAGGAAGUCAUGUCGUUCCCGAGGAAAAGUGUCCAGGAUAAAGUUGAGCUUGAGCUUCAGGCUGACGUCCAACUUACAGCAUUUACGAUCAGCAUGUGGGUACAAGCAGAUCCAAACACAGAUGAACAUUCACUGUUCUGUUAUGGCACAGUCAGUGAUGCAGAUGAAAUCAGUGUUUAUUUAACCAAGGUGUACACAGUACUGGAAAUUGCCGAUACUAUGGAGUAA
Molecule: messenger RNA, 731 nt
Organism: Actinia tenebrosa (Australian red waratah sea anemone)
Lineage: Eukaryota; Metazoa; Cnidaria; Anthozoa; Actiniaria; Actiniidae
Product: C-reactive protein-like
Source: RefSeq, a predicted model, not a curated record